Oldenlandia corymbosa var. corymbosa is the source of this 609-nucleotide messenger RNA. The record is from the annotation of a GenBank genome assembly. NCBI's taxonomy places the organism in Eukaryota, Viridiplantae, Streptophyta, Magnoliopsida, Gentianales, Rubiaceae.
AUGGGGAGCUGGAAUUUAGAUCUCACCAUAAUUUCUGCUACUAACCUCGAAGAUGUUCGAGGAAUAAGUUGCGGCCGGGAAAUGAAAGUAUACGCAGAGGUUUCCAUCAAUGGGGAACCGGGUUUGAUGGUUAAAACUCGGGCGGACCGAGCUGGUCGGACCAGUCCCCAGUGGAAUGCAAAGAUAUCAUACGUCCUCACCGAGCAAAAUGUCCUCCCGGACACUCUCAUUGUCAUCAAAUUGUACUGUAAAAGAUCCUUUUCGCGAGAUACAUAUGUCGGUCAAGUUAACUUGAGCUUGAAGCAACUUUUCGGAAACAGGAAUAUCGCCGAUGAUGUUGUUCCGAAAUGUGAAGAACACGAGGUGAUUAGGGUUAACGACAAAGGAGGUGAUUUUGGGGUGCUCAAAAUUUCACACCGGCUUUAUGAACAUGUUGUUGAUCAUACUUGCUGCUGCUGCAAAGGAUCAAAAGGGGAAAAUGGGAAUAUUUCUGGAUGUGAUCAUCAAGGCAGUGAAAAUUCUGGGUCGUGUUGUGGGUUGCUUGUAAAAGUAACUGCCAUAAUGUUGAGAGAAGUUGCCAUCGCCGUCGCAGAAAGUCUUAUUUUUUAG